UGUGAGGCCUAGACUUCCGGUCGAAAUGGAACCCAUAUGGGGACUUCAGUGCCCACAAUCCCUCCUCAUCCGGAAAGAGGGCCGGGGCUCCUGGGAGUUGGAGUCCAAGAACGCCUCAGACAAGACAGAGAAGGGAAAUAAAAAAAAUGGAGGCCCGGAGAGCCUUACACUUCGUGUUCAAAGUCGGCGACCGAGCGCAGACGGCGCGGUUCUAUCGGGAGAUACUGGGCAUGCGCGUUCUAAGGCAUGAGGAAUUCGACGAAGGCUGCAAAGCCACUUGCAAUGGUCCCUAUGAUGGAAAAUGGAGCAAAACGAUGGUGGGAUUCGGCCCUGAAGACAGUCACUUUGUGGCAGAACUGACCUACAAUUACGGCGUCGGCAGAUAUCGCCUCGGCAACGACUUCCUGGGAAUGACUAUUGCCUCCAGCCAAGCAGUAAACAACGCCAAAAGACUGCAAUGGCCAAUAAAUGAGAUUUCAUCUGGUUUUUACGAAACAGAAGCUCCUGGAGGCUAUAAGUUCUUCCUGGAAGAGAAGGAAUCUUCAAAGAAAGACCCAGUGAUGAAGGUGGCACUGGCCGUGUCCAAUUUGGCCAAAUCCAGGGUCUUCUGGUCUGAACUGCUGGGAAUGAAGGUCUAUGAGGAGGACAAAGGUCAGCAGCGAGUCCUGCUGGGCUUCCAGGAUGACCAGUGUAAACUAGAGCUGCAGGGCAUCGGCCAAACUGUGGAUCACGGCUCUGCUUUCGGGAGGAUCGCCUUUUCGUGCCCCAAGAAACAGCUCCCGGAUAUUGAAGCCUUGAUGAAGAAGGAAAACCAGAAAAUUUUGACUCCGCUUUUGAGCCUCGAAACUCCGGGCAAAGCAACAGUGCAAGUCGUCAUCUUAGCCGAUCCAGAUGGGCAUGAAAUUUGUUUCGUGGGGGAUGAAGCUUUCCGGGAACUUUCUCAGGUUGAUCCCAAGGGGGAGGCGCUCUUAGAUGAGAAUAUGGCGGCCGACAAAAGCCAGGAGUGGUUUGCAAAGCACAACAUCCCAAAACCUUCUGCCUAAAAGGAAAAGCAAUGUGUCACUGCUUGAAAAUACAUUCCAACUGAUGUCUUUCAUCUCAAAUGCAAGUGCAUUUCGACAUCUUCAGAGUCAUAUAUUCUCAAUCUGCCAAAUCAAUGUAAUGCCUUGGGUUUCAUUCUGUGUUUCUUCUCCCCCAAAUAAAUAUAGUUUCCCGUGAAGAAAAAA
Anolis carolinensis (green anole) is the source of this 1226-nucleotide messenger RNA. It is a transcript of the gene glod4, whose product is annotated as glyoxalase domain containing 4. Bases 147 to 1043 code for a protein of 298 amino acids. The record is from RefSeq and is a predicted model, not a curated record. Lineage: Eukaryota; Metazoa; Chordata; Lepidosauria; Squamata; Anolidae. The transcript is spliced from 9 exons.